AUGGAAGCCAGUUGCCAAUGUGGAGCUGUUAGCUUCAAGACACCGACCGAGAAGCCCCUGGCAUUGUACAUCUGCCACUGCCACGACUGCCAGCGGCAGGCGAGCUCGGCGUUUGGCGCGUCGGCCAUCUUCCCCAGGUUCGAGUUGCCGGACGCCGAGUUGCUGAGCUGCUACAAGCGAGCCACUUCCAUGGGACAGACAAUGUUCUGUUACUUUUGCAAGCAAUGCGGGACUCGACUGCUUCACACAACGCCUGGCAAGAACGUCGUCGCCGUCAAGGGAGGCUGCAUUGAAGGCUUGGACUGGAAAACGGCCAUCCAUAUCUGGACCAAGUCGGCCAUGGUCCCCAUUCCAGAGGGGUCCGAGACGUACUCGGAGGAGUCGGAGCUCACCGAGUACAGCGAUGGGAGCUCGGGGUCGCUUGACAAGCCGACUGGGCUGAUUCGAGCAUUUUCGAGGCCAGUGGGCCGACAAACUAGGCGGUGA
Messenger RNA from Chaetomium fimeti, 486 nucleotides. RefSeq names its product Mss4-like protein. The transcript is spliced from 7 exons. Gene Ontology annotation, molecular function: carbon-sulfur lyase activity. The record is from RefSeq and is a predicted model, not a curated record. NCBI's taxonomy places the organism in Eukaryota, Fungi, Ascomycota, Sordariomycetes, Sordariales, Chaetomiaceae. The coding region runs from base 1 to 486 and encodes 161 amino acids.